This is a messenger RNA of Lycium ferocissimum, 912 nucleotides long. RefSeq lists its product as uncharacterized. The transcript is spliced from 3 exons. NCBI's taxonomy places the organism in Eukaryota, Viridiplantae, Streptophyta, Magnoliopsida, Solanales, Solanaceae. Bases 1 to 618 code for a protein of 205 amino acids. The record is from RefSeq and is a predicted model, not a curated record.
AUGAGACAGGCAUAUGACUUUGAGCGUCUCCAUGAGCGUGUUCCCGGUGCCUCGGCUGGGGCAGCGGGUGGUCGUGGCCGCCGAGGAGCUGGCGGUCGUCGCAGAGGUGGUGGGGCUGGCAGAGGUGAUGAGGCUCCGUCGACUACAGAGAUCCAGCCGAGUUCUUACCGGCCGGCAACUACAGAUAUCCCAUCGACUUCUCAUUCCCGGCCGUCGACUUCACAGACACCUCUGUAUACGCCGGACCCUUUUUCAGGUUAUGUGCCCUGGCCUUCACUUUCACAUCCACCAGUUCGUGAUCCACAGGGUGAGCGGCCGGUUCGUGAUCUACAGGGUGGCCUACAUUUGCACUUCGACGACUCCAUGUUCGAGGACUUCGUGUUUGAUAUGGCACCAUCUGCAUCUCCUGCUCCGGGGGCCGCUCAGGAGCCCUCUCACCAGGCAUCUCAGGAGGCUGUCGACACACAGGUUCAUUGUUCUACGCCUGUGGGUCCACAGGAGCGACCCAUCCAGGAGACUACCUCAUAUUCACCACCACACCCAUCUCAGGAGCCUACUCAGGCGCCCGUUGACACACAAGUUCAUCCUUCGACGCCUGAGGUGGCAACUCCCAACUAGGUAGAGGUCGAGACACCAGACCUAACCCAGCCUAAGGUUCUGAGCGUGCCAGCGGGACCAGAUCCCAAGAAGAAGUACGUUCUAGUCAAGGGAGCACGGGCCAGGCGAAGAGAUAAUGAUCAUGACUUGGAGCGCACGGUUAUUAAGAGGAAAAAGGGCGAUGGAGACGAUGACGAGGGCGGUGGGGAUGGUAUGAGCCUUAGGCCUAGGGAUAGUCUCCGGCAUACUACAUGUGGGACCCAUCCUCGAUAGUGUAUAUACAUUAGUGUUGUAAAAUUUAUCGUAAAUAAUAUA